AAAUUUACGUCACCUUCGUCUUUUCCGGGUUUUUCCUCAGCUAAGUUUCGGACUCUCGCAGUCAUAAAUAUUAGAUUUUCUCAGACAAUUUAUACUUUUACCUCACCGACAUGAAUCGUAUCUUUGGCAGAGGUAAAGCCAAAGGCCCGCCACCCAACUUGACGGACUGUAUAGGAAGCGUUGAUUCUCGGGCAGACUCCAUUGACAAGAAAAUCGCCAGACUAGAUGCUGAACUUGUCAAAUACAAAGAUCAGAUGAAAAAGAUGAGAGAUGGGCCUUCAAAGAACAUGGUGAAGCAAAAGGCAAUGAGGGUCCUGAAGCAGAAGAGGAUGUAUGAAAGCCAGAGGGAUAAUCUCAUGCAGCAGUCGUUCAACAUGGAACAAGCAAACUACACAAUCCAAAACCUCAAAGACACUAAAACCACAGUUGACGCCAUGAAGGUUGGCCUCAAAGACAUGAAGAAGGCAUACAAGAAUGUGAAAAUCGAUAAGAUUGAGGAUAUUCAUGAUCAGCUGGAGGACAUGAUGGAGGACGCCAAUGAGAUCCAGGAGGUCAUGAGCAGAAGUUAUGGCACUCCUGAAAUCGACGACGAUGACCUGGAAGCAGAGCUAGAUGCUCUGGGAGACGAGCUCCUGCUGGAUGACGACAGCUCCUACUUGGACGAAGCUGCCACCGCUCCUUCCAUCCCAGAGGGCGUUCCCGGUGACAAGUCAACCAAUAGGGAUGGCGUGUUGGUAGACGAGUUUGGCCUUCCUCAGAUUCCUGCUACAUAAAAGAGCAUUUUUAACAAACGUGCUAGUUUUACAUUUAUCAUAGCCUGUUUUGUAUUUAUCUCACACUCCUGGCCUUUGAAUGCAGCAGUGAAAUCCAAAGCUUCUUCUAUCCAUUGAACAAUGAAAAUGUAAAAUCAGGUGUCUCGAUGAAAGCUGUUUCUGUCUUUGUCUGAAUGACGGCUGGAAUUGGGAUUCUCCUAAACUGUACAGUUUCUGAAGCAGCAAACUAAAUAAAUUAUAUUUUUCAAACCAUU
Messenger RNA from Nothobranchius furzeri (turquoise killifish), 1027 nucleotides. It is a transcript of the gene chmp5b, whose product is annotated as charged multivesicular body protein 5b. NCBI's taxonomy places the organism in Eukaryota, Metazoa, Chordata, Actinopteri, Cyprinodontiformes, Nothobranchiidae. Gene Ontology annotation, cellular component: multivesicular body. Gene Ontology annotation, biological process: late endosome to vacuole transport via multivesicular body sorting pathway; vesicle budding from membrane. The record is from RefSeq and is a predicted model, not a curated record.